Molecule: messenger RNA, 877 nt
Organism: Racocetra persica
Lineage: Eukaryota; Fungi; Glomeromycota; Glomeromycetes; Diversisporales; Gigasporaceae
Source: the annotation of a GenBank genome assembly
AAUCUUUUCUGUCAAAAAGAAGCACCAAAAUUAUCGCAACGUGAAUCGCGAAGUGCUUUGGUACGUGAACUUGAAAUUCUAAUCAGCAAUUUAGACCGCGGUACAAAAGAUUAUAAGAAGGCAUCAUGGCUAAAAGAUAAAUUAAAGGAAUGUGAAAAUGCUAACGAAGUAAUUUAUCAAAUCAAGAAAGAAGAUUCGAUGCUUAAACUUUGCGUUGAUGCUAUACUUCUCAAGCUAAAAAGCAUGGGGCUGAUUAUUAAUAAUAAUAAUGAGGCAAUGCGGUGUGAAUAUAUUUCUAUCAUAUUAAACACGGUGGUUAGCUUUCUUGAAAGCUUGAAAGUCUCACCCCAAAUGAAUAUUUCCGGAGUUGAAAGUAAUGGCAGAGUCGACUUUGCAGUAAAAACAACUGAUAUAUUAGAUGAACUAAUAUGCAUUGUAGAAGGAAAACAAAAUCUACCAGGAAUUGGUAUAGCGCAAAACCUCAUACAAUGUAAAAGUGCUUGUGAUAUGAACUUGAUCACGCUUAAUAAAAAGCGAAAAGCUAAGGAAUUAGAUAUUUACGACUACUAUUACAUAUACGGUAUUAUCAGUUUGGCAACGGAAUGGAUUUUUCUCUUUCACAGCACAGAAGGAAUCUAUGCUACGACCAAUAUCAAAUAUCAUAUUCCUCUUAUGGAAGAUGCACUCCAAGAUCUCACAGAAUUGCAUGAAAGUGUAAAAGAAAUUUUAGAAAUAAUUGUAGGUUUAUUAGAUAACCGGUUAUCUGCAAGUAAAAACCCGCUACCAAAAAAUGAAAAGUAUAGGAGAAAAUUAAAGCAUAAUAUUGUUACAGGAUAUGUUUCUUUUCCUCAUCAAAGAUCUAAAGACUUGAGCAUCA